CACCUUCCGGCCGGUGAUUGGCUAAAGGCCGAAGGCCAUAGUUUGUGUGUCUGUGUGUGCCUGGUUCAUUCGCGUUGACACUUGGAGUUUACGGCUUCACACACAACCGAACGCAACCGAACCGCUGAGUGUUAAUCACACAGGAGCCAGAGGACGCUCCGCGUUUGUAAAGAGACUCCAGAGGCAGACGGUCCACGAGGCUGAGAUGUGGCUCAUUGAACUGUCCAUUGAUGACAGUGACCGCAGCUUAAAAGUCUCCUGAAACAUACAGUCCGUUCCUGUAUCUAACAGACGGGUGCCGCGUCUUCCAACAUCUUUAUUCUGCCAAAUGUUGACUUAACAGUGCAGUGAAAUUAGCACAUCCGUCUCGGUGCUCGCCCGGGAUGGGUCUACCUGUGGACAGCCCUGACAGAAAUGAUGAUGCACACAAAUACGAGCAGCAGGGAGAGGAGGCCGAGGGCCAGGCUGAAGCCGACAGCCACGUCCUGCUGCCCAUCACCAGGAAGAGGAGAAAAGGCAAGAAGAGACUGUGGAUCAAUCUCACCAACUGCAAAUAUGAAAGUGUGCGGAGAGCCGCUCGCAGAUACGGCCUCAGGGAAGCGAUGGAGGGUGAGGACUGGACGCUGUUUUGGACCGACUGCUCCGUGUCUCUAGACCGCGUUAAGGACAUGAAGCGUUACCAGAAAAUCAACCAUUUUCCUGGGAUGACUGAGAUCUGCCGCAAAGAUUUACUGGCAAGGAACAUGAACCGCAUGCUGAAGCUUUUUCCCAAAGACUACAACAUCUUCCCCCGAACCUGGUGCCUCCCUGCAGACUACAGUGACUUCCAAGCUUACACCAGGGCCAAAAAAAGCAAGACCUACAUCUGUAAGCCAGACACCGGCUGCCAGGGCAAAGGCAUCUUCAUCACCAAAUCCAGCAAAGACAUUCAAGCUGGAGAGCACAUGAUCUGCCAGGUUUACAUCUCCAAGCCUUUUAUAAUCGAUGGCUACAAGUUUGACUUGCGCAUCUACGUCCUGGUGACGUCAUGUGACCCAUUCAGCAUCUUCAUGUUCAAGGAGGGACUGGCUCGCUUCUGCACCACCAGCUACAACGAACCAACGUUCAGCAAUGUGGAUGAUGUGUGCAUGCACCUUACUAACUACUCCAUCAACAAGCACAGUGCGAACUUCCUGCGUGACGAUGACACAGGGAGCAAAAGAAAACUCUCCACCUUGAACAAGCUCCUGGAUUCCAUCGGCUGCAACACAGAGAAGAUGUGGAGCAGCAUUGAAGACGUGAUCAUAAAGACACUGAUCUCUGCUCACCCCAUCCUCAAGCACAACUACCACACCUGCUUCCCCAACCACACCACUGGCAGCGCCUGCUUCGAGAUCCUGGGCUUCGAUGUGCUGCUGGAUCACCGGCUCAAACCCUGGCUGCUGGAGGUGAACCACUCCCCAAGUUUUACCACCGACUCACAGCUGGACCGAGAGGUGAAGGACGCUCUGCUGUACGACACCCUCAUUCUCAUCAACUUGGGCGCCUGCGACCGUCGCAAGAUCACCAAGGAGGAGCGUCGCAGGGUGAAGGACAGGCUGCAGCAGAAUCGCUCCAGAGAGGCCAGGUCCGAGGAGCUGCGUCAGUGUCAGGCAGCCACGGUGGAGCAGAUGGAGCAGUACGAAGCCAAACACCUGGGAGGGUUCAAGAGAAUCUAUCCCAGAGAGGAAGCAGAGAAGUACGACAAGUACUUCAAACACAGCAGCUCGCUUUUCCAGGAGACUGCAGCUUCCAAGGCCAGAGAGGAGUGUGCCAGGCAACAACUGCAGGAGCUGCGUCUAAAGCAGGAGCAACAGGAGCAGAAGGACCUGAAGGGAGGCCGGAGGAGGGACCUGCAAGGGGAGACUGCGGGGGAGAGAGUCAAACCCCGGCGAGCAGCAGCGCUUCCCCCCAACUCCAACUGUGGCCUGAAGGCGGUGAGGCAGAGUGGAGCCUCCUGUGGCCACAGCACUACUGGAUACGGAGGCUGCAGGCAUCGAGGAGGAGCAGGAGGACGAGGAGGUGGCCGACGUGGAGGAGCAGGAGCGGCUCGACGCGCUGCUCCAGAGGAAGAAGCUGCUGCAGGACCUGGGGGUGGUGGAGCAGAUCCAGCAGCUGCUGCAGGGCCGAGCAGAGGCGGGGGGAGCGGCCGGGGACGGCGGCACCCACCAGGACACUCAGCUGAGACCACCGCAAACAAAGUUUUCACAAGGGCCAAGGCUGCAGCAGAUCUCACAGCAGCACAUCCAGUCCCGCUUGAACCAGCAGCAUUUGCUCAGGCUCGCGAUGGACCAGCGGAGCCGGAACGAGUCCGUCUGCCUGCAGAACAAACCCGAGAGCAGCAGCAGAACAGACCUGCACAGGACCAUCAGCGUGCAGUGGAGGCACUGGCCAGUCAGCGGCUCUCUCACUGCACGGCAGGACACCAGAACCAGCUCCUACACCGGCACCCGGUGCCGGCCCAGCAUCCCCGUGCCGCCGCACGGCCCCGGCGGAGGCCUGCGCUGCUCCCACGCGGCCCGCCACCCCCCGGACCUGCAGAGCCUGCUGGUGGUCUCCACCCGCGCCCCGCUGCUCCGGAGGCCUGGCUUCUCUCCGCUCGUCCACGGCUCCUCCAGCAGAGCGGCCCAGCACGGCAAGAAGCCGUGAGGAGCACGAGCACGAGCACGAGCAGCGACUCCUCCAGCCGGCAGAGAGCAGGGCCGCAGGCAGACCCAGACCCAAGCUGCAGGUUAUGAACACAAACACCUGGAGGCAGCUGCAGGCGGAGAGGCCUCGCGGUGGUUAACCAGAAGCUGGACACUCAGUUUAACAUCCAACACCAGUAUGGCUUAACAUUUUCUGCAUUGUGUGUGCAGUCAUGAUUUUUUCUCAGGAUGCUUUAUCUUAAACAAAUCCUACCAUAAGUGCCAAAAUAAAAAUUUAAUUUGUCCAUUUGCUUUAAAA
Molecule: messenger RNA, 2964 nt
Organism: Betta splendens (Siamese fighting fish)
Lineage: Eukaryota; Metazoa; Chordata; Actinopteri; Anabantiformes; Osphronemidae
Gene: ttll6
Product: tubulin tyrosine ligase-like family, member 6
Exons: 17
Coding region: 384-2756 (790 amino acids)
Biological process (GO): microtubule cytoskeleton organization; protein polyglutamylation
Cellular component (GO): cilium
Molecular function (GO): tubulin-glutamic acid ligase activity; tubulin binding
Source: RefSeq, a predicted model, not a curated record